Messenger RNA from Choloepus didactylus (southern two-toed sloth), 4892 nucleotides. It is a transcript of the gene SLC25A15, whose product is annotated as solute carrier family 25 member 15. Gene Ontology annotation, biological process: mitochondrial L-ornithine transmembrane transport. The transcript has 6 exons. The record is from RefSeq and is a predicted model, not a curated record. Lineage: Eukaryota; Metazoa; Chordata; Mammalia; Pilosa; Megalonychidae. Bases 1906 to 2715 code for a protein of 269 amino acids. Gene Ontology annotation, molecular function: L-ornithine transmembrane transporter activity.
AGAGCUGGGGAAUGCAGCGUGAAAAUAUAACCUUCGUCACCCAAGGAACGAUAGGCUUAACCAUGGAAUGAGUCUAAGCAAGGCAGAAAGUAGAGAAGUGACCACUGUUUUGAAACUUUAUGAGUCAGGGUGGGGCUGGGAGUACCCCUACUUGACAGCUGGACAAUGUCUCAGCUCAGAGAUGAAGUCACUUGUCCGUUGUCGCAGGGCUGGGAUCUGCAGGUGGUGAUGUGGGAUGCCAGUCCAAGUCUGGCUGUCUUCAAAGCCCUCGUGGUGCAAAAUUAACACUAUGCCGUGUCUCUGGGGGAAUGCCAUUUACUGUUUCAGCAUUGCUGGGAAGGGAGGGAGGAUGCUCUUCAGAAAUGUCUUUGGUAAACCCAAGGGCAGACUGCAACUCCACCCACCACUGUGGCCUGCCAGGCUCAUAGCUCCCUGCAAGCAGGAAGCUCUUUAGAAAGAAAGAUCAUCUUUUAAGUGGCAGGAACCCUAGCCCAGCCCCAGGCAAACUGACAGCAUUGGAAGGGCAUGGGUGACAAUAACGUCUUUGGAUUCCUGCCAGAGGAAGGCAGGAAUGUUCAUAUUUCGCCUAUGAAAACCAGGGUCUGGCCUCCCCUCCACCCUGAUACUUAUCACUGGGUGCAGCCGCCCAGGGGUGGAGAGCUCAGCCUGGUGUUUCCCAGGGUCCUCUUAUCCAGUGGGACCUCCCAGAUCAGCCAAUCAAAUGCCCUGUCCCCCACCCUGUCACUCACUCGAUUUUAUAAAAGAAAUCGUUCAGAGAAGAACGAAGUAUUUUUCCAUGAGCCAAAGGUCUCUGCCAAGGUAAGAUAAUGUGGCAGGCGGAGGCCACCGUGCAGACUCUGACAGGCAGCCCUGGGCGAUAAGCACAGCCUCCAGCCGGGACCCGAGCACGCCCAGGCCCACUGGGGCCCCGGAAGCUAGCUGCAGCCCCCAGACCCUGCACGCCGUCCCCUCCAUCCCACUGUGAGAGCAGACCCCGAGAAGGGGGGGACUCCUUGCCUGCCUCUGAUGUCCUUUUGCCGUUAUGUGUUAUGUCAAAGUCAUGAAAUGGCAUUUCUUGACUAUUUUAUCAUCUCACUUUUUGGGAGAGGAUGAUCCUUCUCUGUAAUUUUGGUGACACUCUGAGAAUCUCAUUUAAGUGGUGUCUGUGUCUCCUGACACGAGCAGGAAAGAUCUGAGGGGGACAGGCAGCCUUACCAGGGGCAGUUCCUGAAGUGCUGGCCCCAGGCCGGGGUCUGGGGUGUUAGCAGGUUGUUACGGUUCAUUCCUGUGUUCAGGAUUUUUAUUGAAGUGCUUGCAAUUUAGAUUUUGCUGUAUUUAAACACUCUAGUAGUAUAAGAUCAUAUAAAUGUAGGCUUCAUGAGAAGCAGGGGCACAUUUCAGUCUGUCCCCUGUCUAAACACAGUUCACUAAUUGGUAGAGUCCAAAUUAAAGAGGUUUUUUCAUAGGGCCAAAUAUUUCGCUCUUUGGGGAUCAAUUAGCCAGCCUCCUUAUUUUGCUUCAUCUGUUAUUUUCCCAGUAGUCACCAGUACCCUGGGCACUCUGCUUGGGCAAAGAAGCGUGUUUAACUCUUUACACACUUCUCCUUCCCUUUACAUGGCCUCUGUCCCAUACGCACGGUAACGGCUGUUUAUUAACCACUUACUGUGCAGUAUUUAACCCGCACAUUGAGCACCUGAGGUGUGCACAGGUAAGGAUCCGAGGCUCAGAAGCUGCGUCACUCGUCCAGGGUCUCGCAGCUGGCUGGCGGCAGAGCCAGGCCACUCUGUUCCCGUUGCCGAUCCGAAACACGUCACCCUGUGCUUCCAGGACUCCGACUGCUGCACACGUCUGCCUGCCCUCCCAAGGGGCACGGCGUGCGUGCUGACUGGGCAGCCCUUCGACACGAUGAAGGUGAAGAUGCAGACGUUCCCUGACCUGUACAGGGGGCUCACGGACUGCUGCCUCAAGACCUACUCCCAGGUGGGCUUCCGGGGCUUCUACAAGGGGACCAGCCCCGCGCUGAUCGCCAACAUCGCCGAGAACUCCGUCCUCUUCAUGUGCUACGGCUUCUGCCAGCAGGUCGUGAGGAAGGCGGCUGGGCUGGACAGGCAGGCGAAGCUGAGUGACCUGCAGAAUGCCACCGCCGGCUCCUUCGCCUCUGCCUUCGCCGCGCUGGUGCUCUGCCCCACUGAGCUCGUGAAGUGCCGCCUGCAGGCCAUGUACGAGAUGGAGACGUCGGGAAAGAUCGCCAAAAGCCAUAAUACAGUAGGGUCUGUCGUGAAGAGCAUCCUCACAAAGGAUGGCCCCUUGGGCUUCUACCACGGCCUCUCCAGCACUUUACUUCGAGAAGUACCAGGCUAUUUCUGCUUCUUCGGAGGCUAUGAAUUGAGCCGGUCGUUUUUUGCAUCGGGAACAUCAAAAGAUGAACUAGGCCCUGUUCCUUUGAUGUUAAGUGGAGGAGUUGGUGGAAUUUGCCUCUGGCUGGUGGUUUACCCGGUGGAUUGUAUCAAAUCCAGAAUUCAGGUUCUUUCCAUGGCUGGAAAACAGGCAGGGUUUCUCGGAACCUUUGUGAGUGUCGUGAGAAAUGAAGGAAUGAAAGCUCUAUAUUCUGGACUGAAGCCAACCAUGAUCCGCGCAUUCCCUGCCAACGGAGCUCUGUUUUUGGCCUAUGAAUACAGCAGGAAGUUGAUGAUGAGCCAGUUUGAAGCAUGCUGAAGUGUCUUGGUGAAGCUGGCUCCAAGGACACACGUUUAGGGACUACAGUUCAUCUCAGGGUUUCAUGGAGUUCAAGACCAAUGUGCAAUUAUUUUGGCUUCACAGGAAUUUUGUUUUUGUCUUCUAAAUCUUAAACUUUAUGGAAGGACUUUUAAUUUACAUCAUAUAAUUUCUGCCCAUAAUUUUACUGAAAUAGAAAAGCUGCUGCUUUUGUCCUUGGUGGAAUAUACAGGCUGAGCCAGUGGCCCUAACUAUCUUCUCUGAAAGGUCAAAUGUAGGCGUAUCAGGGCUUUUGAUAAACCUGUAGAUGUAUAUGUAGUUUGGUUUUGUGUUGCAUGAAACACACAGUUUGGUUCCAUGUUUAACCUCAGAUGUCACAGAAGAACCCAGCAUUGACCAUGUUCUGUGAAGAUGGUUAUAAAUGAUUGCUUAACCCAUUUAAGAUGUAGGGUCUCUUUUAAAGUCUGCUUAACAUGUGCACUGUAUAAAGUUUAAAAAAAGUUUUUAUGUGGAGCUUGAGAAUCAAAAUAUUCAUCUAGAUUUUUACGAGGGAAAUAUACUUGCACACUGGUGUGGCUUCCAUAUUCUUGAGUUGAAGUUUUGGGGUAGGCAUCCUGGAUUUUCCCAGGGUGCUCCGCUCCUACCUGAAAUGGUGCCAAUUCAGUUCCUAAGCGGGAUUGUAUUCCUCACUCUGGCCGUAUCGUUGGGUGUGGCCUUUGGGAAGCAGCAGGGCCUUCUCCUCUGUCAAUGUCCCCUCUUCUCUCUCCAAAAGAACUUCUGCUCUGCUGGGCAUCGGAUUGAGGCCGGAGCUGAGGGGAAGGGGCCGUGCUGCCAAGCUGGGAUGGAGACCCAGUGGCUGACAGCGGCUCUCUGCUUCUGGUUUCUGGGUCCUGGCCUGGAGAGGAUUCCUGUCGGCCCACCUAGGAGCUGCUGAGCCACCUUGGACCACUCACUGUCCGCGCUGCCUCCACCAAUCGGAAACCCUUCCAGGGAACGCAGGGUGCCAGAACCUUCCGGAGAAGCCUUGGUCCCCUUUUAGUUGUGGAGUGACAGACAGUACUCGUGGGUGAAGUCCUCUCCUCUCCGAAAGGACUAAAUAGAACUUAGCCCUUGUGCCAGGUGGUGAGUCAUGUCAGGGUUAGCCCAUCCUGAAACUUACCUGGAGGUCCUUAACUCUUUGCUAUGCUGGAGCCUUCUAAAAUUGGGUACUGGAAGUCAAUGAGUUUUAAUGGUGAUUUUAUACAAGGUGAGACUUUAUAAAGUAAUGAAACAUAAGAAAAGCCAUUUUCUUCAACUUUCCCGUAUGUCUGUGUAUGUGCACCAGCACAAGAACCCCACAGUUCAUCUGGUCCUUGCAGACUUGGAGAUGGGUAGCUGUUCUUUGGCCAUAGGGUGUAAGAAGGUUAUUCUUUUCACCACUAAAGUAAGCCUCAUCAUUCCAUGCUGCUCCAAGACCAGCAGGGUCUCUCUCAUUGAAAAGUGUUCUUAAAAGCUGGUACUGCUGAAGGCAGGCCAACGAUGUUAGUAAUAGCCAUAGCCUCUGUAUCUAUCAGUGUCAGCUUGUCUCAGAGCCCGUUUCCCUAAACUUUUUGCCCUCCGUGAGGCCUCUGUGGUAGCCUCAGCCACAGUGACAGAAGCAAGAGGGUCAGGGACGUGAGCUGCUGCGGACACACAGACAUCCCGGAGAGGCUGCUCAGCCUGGUGCCUGAAGUGCUCCAGAGCUGUAGGCUGCCCUUCCGUUUGCUUUCUCUUAACAGAGAACAGUUUUCUACUUUACUUUGUUUCCAUACUCAAGCUUCAUCUGAGCCGAAUGGAUUAAAACUGUAGAAAACAGACUGGCUCCCAGCAGGAAGUGGGCGGCUCUGUGUCCACAGUGCCUGCCCAGGCGGGCAGCCAGUCUCGGCCUGUUGUCAGCAGAACUUUGGCUCCCACGUUGCCUGUUAAAGAUUUAACUGGGUGUCUUGAAAUAAUUUCAGGUGUGUGAGAGUGAGUGGGAGAGGGGAAUGAGUGGAAGGGAUUUAAGUCAGAAUUUUUUUCAUUCAGUUUGCUUAAUUCAUGUUUAAUAUUGGAGUACAAUUUGUACCAUUUCAGAUCUGUGCUUCAAACAAAAAGUACGGUCACUUGAAAGAUUGUGUUUAAAGGAAUUUGGGCAUUCAUUAAAUAUUUACCUAAUUGAG